Molecule: messenger RNA, 997 nt
Organism: Pteropus alecto (black flying fox)
Lineage: Eukaryota; Metazoa; Chordata; Mammalia; Chiroptera; Pteropodidae
Product: kallikrein-9
Exons: 5
Coding region: 50-805 (251 amino acids)
Biological process (GO): proteolysis
Molecular function (GO): serine-type endopeptidase activity
Source: RefSeq, a predicted model, not a curated record
GAAGCUCAGGUGCCAGAGCCAGGCUCCAGGGCCCAGGCACCGGAAGGUCAUGAAGCUGGGACUCGUCUGUGCUCUGCUUGCUGUCCUGGCAGGGACCAGCCGGGCAGAUACUAGAGCCAUUGGCGCCCAGGAGUGCCAACCCAACUCACAGCCCUGGCAGGCCGGCCUUUUCUACCGCACCCACCUCUUGUGUGGAGCGUCCCUCAUCAGUGACCGCUGGCUGCUCACUGCUGCCCACUGUCACAAGCGGCAGCUGUGGGCCCGCCUGGGGGAGCACCACCUCUGGAGAUGGGAGGGUCGAGAGCAGCUGUUCCGGGUCAAGGACUUCUUUCCCCACCCUGGGUUCAACAAAGACCUCAGGGCCCAAGAUCACAACGAUGACAUCAUGCUGAUCCGCCUGCCCAGGCAGGCACGCCUGGGCCCUGCCGUGCAGCCCCUCAACCUCAGUCAGACCUGCGUCUCCCCAGGCACCCAGUGCCUCAUCUCAGGCUGGGGGGCCGUGUCCAGCCCCUCAGUGCAGUACCCACUCACGCUGCAGUGUGCCAACAUCAGCAUCCUGGAGCCUAUACUCUGCCACUGGGCAUAUCCAGGCCACAUCACCAAGAGCAUGCUCUGUGCCGGCCUGUGGGAGGGGGGCCGGGGCUCCUGCCAGGGUGACUCUGGAGGCCCCCUGGUUUGCAACGGGACCCUGGCUGGUGUGGUGUCUGGGGGAUCAGAGCCCUGCUCCAGACCCCGGCGCCCUGCUGUCUACACUAGCGUAUGCCACUAUGUGGACUGGAUCAGGAAGACCAUGGAAAACAACUGAGCCCUGCUUCCUCGGAUGACUAAGAAAGGAGAGGACCACGGGGUUCCAGCUUCAGCGGUCCCCACCUUUGGCCUCAGAUGUCCUGAAGCAGCUUCUGCCCCCCGCAGAGCAGCGUCACCUGGCGGCUCUGCCGCGGGAGGGACAGCCACCAAGGAGCUCCUCCCCUCGGAACUUCGGCCAAUGAGACGUCCC